AUGCCGUGGACUUACAUAGACGUGCUAUCGUACUCCAGGAUCGCUUCCAGUGUGUUUUGCCUCAUCUGGUACUUCGCUAUGGUGGCAGCGGGCUAUAUUGGCUUUGUUGAAAUCAUGUGGAAGUUCAAGAGCCGUCCUAAACUAGACAAGGACGACAGCAGAAAAGAAUAUGAAGGGGUGACGAUUCUAAGACCCAUCAAAGGCAUAGAUCCCGAGCUUCUUUCUUGUCUUGAGUCUUCCUUUUGUCAGGAUUAUCCUCACAAUAAGCUUCAGAUUUUAUUCUGUGUAGACGAUCCCAGCGAUGCCCUGAUUCCGUUAAUCAAGAAACUCAUUUCGAAAUAUCCCACAAUAGACUCGGAGAUCUUGAUCAGUACAAACUUCAAUACACAAACCAAUCGAAGUGACGACCAUUAUGGUCCUAACCCCAAAGUCAACAACUUAGCAAAAGGAUUUGUAUCCAGCAAAUACGACAUUCUCUGGGUCAUGGACUCCAACGUCUGGGCUGCAUCGAACCUUUUGAAGAAUUCAGUCAAGACUCUCAAUGAAAACUUGAAUAAUGGCAGAAAACAGGCCGAUGAUGCCAAGAGAACAGUCAAAUUGGUACACCAUGUCCCACUCGCAUUAAGUAUCAACCCCAGCAACAACAAGGAUGACAACGAAUACGUGCUUACACCUAUUCAAUCGGAUGACGACGACUCUGAAGCAUUGCUCUCCAGUGGGAGUUCCAGAAAAACGAGAAAGAGGUUCCUCAAGAAGUUUGGAGCCAAGUUGGACGAAAUGUUUCUCCAUACGUCUCAUUCCAAGUUCUAUGUUUCGCUCAAUAACCUUGAAUUGGGGCCCUGCGUCAAUGGAAAGUCCAACAUGUACCGUAAGUCCGACUUGGAUAGGGCCGUUUCUCUCAUACCCAAGUUCCAGAACACAUCUCCAUUCUUCCACACGCCUAGUGUAGUCAGGGACGCGCAGUACUACAGCUCCUUGGGACCCGGCCAUUCGAUCAAAUUCUUCUCACGUUACAUUGGCGAAGACAACAUGAUAGGAAUUGCCCUUUGGGAGAAUAUCAAUGGUAAAACGGGACUUACAGGUGACGUCGUGAUCCAACCUCUUAGCGGAGUAGAUAACGAUGUCAGCGACUACAUAAAAAGAAGAGUCAGAUGGCAGAGAGUCAGAAAGUAUAUGGUGCUUAUGGCUACGUUGAUAGAGCCUACCACAGAAUCGCUUGUGUGUGGCAUAUUUGGUAUUUAUGCCAUAUCCACGUUAUUCUUGAACCAGUGGUUUAGUGGCUGGCUCUUUCUUUUGCAUUUAACUAUAUGGAUGUUGAUCGAUUACGUUCAGUAUUACACUUUGAUCAAACAUGUCGUAACCCCUGUCAACUUGGACUAUCUUCCUAGUUGGUUGGAGAAUAUCCCUCCAGUCAACCGUAGCUUCUUGAGCUGGUUGUAUAUCUGGAUUCUCAGAGAAUUGCUAGCAUUGCCCAUCUGGAUCAUUGCUAUGAUGGGCCACGAGAUCGACUGGAGAGGCAAGCCGUUCAAGAUCAAGCACGACUUGACAGCUGAGGAAUUGUAA
Molecule: messenger RNA, 1563 nt
Organism: Scheffersomyces stipitis CBS 6054
Lineage: Eukaryota; Fungi; Ascomycota; Pichiomycetes; Serinales; Debaryomycetaceae
Gene: HSX11
Product: Hsx11p
Exons: 2
Coding region: 1-1563 (520 amino acids)
Biological process (GO): glucosylceramide biosynthetic process
Cellular component (GO): membrane
Molecular function (GO): ceramide glucosyltransferase activity
Source: RefSeq, a predicted model, not a curated record